Myxocyprinus asiaticus (Chinese sucker) is the source of this 1347-nucleotide messenger RNA. It is a transcript of the gene osr2, whose product is annotated as odd-skipped related transciption factor 2. The record is from RefSeq and is a predicted model, not a curated record. Gene Ontology annotation, cellular component: nucleus. Gene Ontology annotation, biological process: embryo development; urogenital system development; regulation of transcription by RNA polymerase II. The transcript has 4 exons. NCBI's taxonomy places the organism in Eukaryota, Metazoa, Chordata, Actinopteri, Cypriniformes, Catostomidae. Bases 140 to 1003 code for a protein of 287 amino acids. Gene Ontology annotation, molecular function: DNA-binding transcription factor activity, RNA polymerase II-specific; RNA polymerase II transcription regulatory region sequence-specific DNA binding.
GCAGAACAGACUGUGUGUUUGUGAAGAACACUUUCCACCUGACACAAAGUGCGAGUUAUGAAGUUGUGCUGAAGUUCGGAGAUCUUUGUGGAUUUACAGUGAAACUGCGACCGUCGGAUCCGUCUGGAGAGACAGUGAGAUGGGCAGUAAAGCUUUACCGGCCCCGGUCCCGCUCCAUCCGUCCCUGCAGCUCAACUACUCGUUCCUGCAGGCGGUCAACUCUUUCCCCGCGGCCGUGGAUCAUCUGUACGGGCUCGGUUCGGUCCAGACGAUGCAGAUGAAUAACUGGACUCUGGGUUACCCUCACAUUCAAGGCCUCGUGGACCCUCGCUUUCCGUUCUCCGCCGCUCUUCCGUUCGCCGCGCAUCUGUUCCAGCACAAACACGGAUCCGUGACGCGCGUCAUUCCCGCGCUGUACAAGGACAGACCCCGGUUCGACUUCGCCAAUCUCGCCGUGGCGGCCACGCAGGAGGAUCCACCCAAAGCCGGCGAGCUCUCCAAACUGAGCGCCGAGCUGAGUAAACUGUCCCCGGACAGAAAGCCCACGCGGGGCAGACUGCCGUCCAAAAGCAAAAAGGAAUUUAUUUGUAAGUUUUGCGGGCGACACUUCACCAAAUCCUACAACCUGCUGAUCCACGAGCGCACGCACACGGACGAGCGGCCGUACACCUGCGACAUCUGCCACAAGGCCUUCAGGAGACAAGACCACCUGAGAGACCACCGGUAUAUUCACUCCAAAGAGAAACCGUUCAAAUGUCAAGAGUGCGGGAAGGGCUUUUGUCAGUCGCGAACUUUGGCUGUUCAUAAAACGUUGCAUAUGCAGGAAUCACCUCACAAAUGCCCCACAUGCGGAAGAACCUUUAAUCAAAGAAGUAACCUGAAAACUCACCUUCUCACCCAUACAGACCUCAAGCCUUUCUCCUGCGGCCGCUGCGGGAAGGUGUUUCGGCGCAACUGUGACCUGCGACGCCACAGUUUGACACACACACCGCAUCAGGACUAACACACACACACACACACACACACACACACACUGAUCUAGAGCCUCUUGUACAUGCGGACAUGUUUCAAACGAAGAGACAUCAAGGACACGAAUGCACCUGAACAGACUCUAUGUAAAUAAAAUGUGUUAUUAUUUUUAUUAUUAUUGCCUCGGCAUCAGAUCUCAAGUUUGUCUCAAAGUGUUUCACAUCGGGGGGAAUUCAUGAAGCAGGACUGAUCACAAACAUGUUUCAGCCAAAGCCAAUAAAAUAUGAUUGAGAAAACUCUCAGUUCUCGCGACUGGGUUUGUUCAGAAAAUGUCUCUUCGGGUCUUUUUUAUUAUUAUUAUUAUUAUUAUUUUAAAUC